AUGGCUGAAGUGCUGCACACGCCGCGAGAGGGCUCGCCGUUUGGCGGACCCCCAAUGGCGCGCACCACCUCGUCGUCCAACCUAUACAACGCCUUGACGUCACCGCGAAGGAACCACUUCUCGCUGAACGACCUGCGCGUCCACUCUGAGCAGUCCGAGUCGUCUCGCGCCUCGUCGCUGCACUCAGAGUCCUCCAGCAGCCUGUCACUGGACACCAGACUGGACGAGUCGAGCAGCGAAGACGAUGGCCUCACAUUUCCCGACUACGGCAAGAGUCGAAGCGGAUACAGCAAGGCGACAGACUCCUACGACCACACCGACUCGCCGAGCAUCAACAUCACCGGCGAGCAAUUACCACCCUUCGACCCACACAUCACUGCCGAAGGGACACUAUCAACCGACACACCAUUGACAACGCCAGACCCAGUACCCAUUUCAGAGGACGACACAGCUGUGCGAAAGGAGCCUUCGCAUCACGUGGACUACCUCUCGUAUGAAUGGAGGGAAGAGGAUAUCUGGUCCUCAUGGCGACACAUUGUCGAGCACAGGAGCGUUUACGGUGAGCGCUCUAGGCUCGAAAAUGCCUCGUGGCGGACGUGGGCCAAGUCCCAGUUCAAAUUGAAGACCGUGUCGCCCGAGACACUCAAUUGGCUGAAAGAUGUAGACGUGACUUGGUUGUACGGGCCCUUGCAGCCUGCUUGCAACAGAUUCGCCUCGCAGCAAAACUCAGAGCCGGUAAGCCGCUUGUCUAAGAGCAGCUCUUUCCUGGGUAAUGUGAAGAAGCCUAUCUUGAAAAAGCGCAGCAUGUCAGAGGCAAUGCUGCAAAAGUCGCUCUCAUCAUCGUCGUUAGUGGCAGAAGCUGUAGAGAUGGCUCAAGCACAGCGCACACCGACUGUCACACUGGAGCGCCGGAAACCUCGACCAAUUAUCGGCAGGAAGACUUCCGAUAUCCCCACCGCCUCGUCAUUGAUGUCAAGGACCACAAGCCGGGAACCUACAGAUUACUUCACCUCGAGAUCGACGUCCGGCCUGCAUACACCAUUCGAAGGCGAGAAGAAGCACAUUCGUUUCGAUGACAAAGUCGAGCAGUGCAUCGCAAUUGAAACAAAAGACGGAGAUGACGAUGAGGACGACUUCAACCACAACCCUUGGGCGUCACAGAACGAUGAGGAUUCAUCGUCUGAUGAGGGAGUGGUCAUGAUGAGGCGUUCGCGCAAGAACAAAAAGCGGCCGCUAUCGAGAACCGCUUCGAAGACCAGCAUUAGCAGCAGCAAAGCUGGCAACAAGACUAUUGAGAAGCUACCAUCCACGACACUAAAGUACAGAACGGACUCACCGGACGUUACUGAGCAGCAGCAGUCACACUCUCUGGGAUUCUGGCGAUCAAGUAGACUUUCGCCCUCGCCGUCCCAGGAGACACUUCGGCCAUCGCACCCAUCUUCGAACUUCCUCCUUCCCGAAGACGAUGAUGAUGAGGAAUACUUCAACCCUUCCAGAGCAUUCGGCGUACAGCGCCCAGCCACCCCUACUGCCUCGGACCCUUACUCACAGCGAAACAAGCACCUCGAAGUACCCUCUGAAUCCGGUGGUCUCCGAAGGACAGCAUCAGGCAUGAUUGCGCCCUUCGAAGAUACAGACGACGAGCCUCAACGCGGAGGCAUACUGGGCAGCGUUGUAGAUACCGUGAACACCGCAAGAGACAUUGCACAUGUAAUAUGGAACGUAGGAUGGAAGAACUAA
Macroventuria anomochaeta is the source of this 1740-nucleotide messenger RNA. RefSeq lists its product as uncharacterized. The transcript has 2 exons. Bases 1 to 1740 code for a protein of 579 amino acids. NCBI's taxonomy places the organism in Eukaryota, Fungi, Ascomycota, Dothideomycetes, Pleosporales, Didymellaceae. Gene Ontology annotation, biological process: protein catabolic process in the vacuole; cellular response to glucose starvation. The record is from RefSeq and is a predicted model, not a curated record.